AGAAAAUUUGGAAGAGUAUUAUAAUUAAACAAAUGUGAAUUUGGGAAACAAUGCUCUUACUGUGGAACUUCCUUUUAUUUCAUGAUGACUCACUUUGACCUUCUGCUGAGUGUACUGGAUGGCUACAAUGGGACAAUUAUGGCGUAUGGGCAGACUGGUACUGCUCCCUUUAACCAAACCAAUUUGCCAUGCCAAGUUUGGAGGAACCACUUGCUAUUGACAAGUUACCGAGCAUGAAUACCAUUGAUAGGAUUCAGAGGUUCUUGUCUAGUUCUUGCCGUCCUAGAGUAGAUAACUUGGGCAUGGGAAACUGCUAGAUUGAAGGACGAAGUUGCAGCACAUCUAACAGCUGCAAUGAAGAUGAUGAAGAGUAUACCACAUAGACAUUACCAUGGAAAAGACACACAAGAGACUUAUCUCGAGACGACUUCUUCAGUCAAAAGACUCUGACCAAAGGGAGGAAGUCAAUGAAAUUUGGAAUGAUUGAUGAUUCAUUCUCUGAUUGGCAAAGCCGUCCAAAAUGCCAUGCCAAAGAUUUGCAAGGUUUGGCUUAUAAGCUCAAGGGCAUAUCAAUCCCAUGAUGAGACUCUCACAAAAGUUGGUCGAAAAUGGAUGCAAAGUCAUUGUUGUGAACACAGAUUACGACCACAAGCGAGUGGUGAGUUCCAUGGGCGAGCAACAACAUAGCCUUGAUGAAUCACUACUGAAGUUUGUCUCAAUCCCCGAUGGUUUAGGACCAGAUGAUGACAGAAACGAUAUGGGCAAGGUUGGUGAAGCUAUGAUGAACAUCUGGCCACCUAUGCUUGAGAAGCUCAUAGAGGAUAUACAUUUGAAGGGUGACAAUAGAAUCAGCUUAAUUAUUGCAGAAUUGUGCAUGGGAUGGGCCUUGGAUGUUGGGACUAAAUUUGGAAUCAAAGGGACCCUAUUGUGGCCUGCAUCAGCAGCUUUAUUUGCCCUUGUAUACAACCUCCCUAAGCUUAUUGAUGAUGGGAUCAUAGAUUCUGAUGGUGGAUUAACACCAACCACUAAAAAGACCAUUCACAUAUCACAAGGUAUGGCUGAGAUGGACCCGGAAACCUUUUUUUGGUUUAAUAUGGGUGACACAGUAAACAGAACGACAGUACUGAAAUAUUUGAUGCAGUGUACACAAAGACUGAAUUUAGCGGAAUGGUGGCUUUGCAACACCGCAAAUGAACUUGAAGAUGGGCCAUUAUCCUCUAUUCCUAAGCUUGUACCAAUUGGUCCAUUGUUGACAAGUCAUGAUGAUACAAUUGCAACUACAAAAUCAAUUGGACAAUAUUGGGAAGAAGAUCUCUCUUGCAUGAGUUGGCUCGAUCAACAACCUCGUGAUUCUGUGUUGUAUGUUGCCUUUGGUAGUUUCACUCAUUUUGAUCAAAACCAAUUCAACGAACUAGCUCUUGGAUUGGACCUCACCAAUAGACCUUUUCUUUGGGUUGUGCGUCAAGACAAUAAGAGGGUAUACCCUAAUGAAUUCUUGGGAAGUAAAGGUAAGAUUGUUGGUUGGGCUCCUCAACAAAAGGUGUUAAGCCACCCUGCUGUAGCAUGUUUUGUCACCCAUUGUGGUUGGAAUUCUAUCUUGGAAGGGUUGUCUAAUGGGGUUCCUUUCUUGUGUUUGCCAUAUGUGGGAGACCACAUUUAUAACAAAACAUAUAUUUGUGAUGAGUUGAAGGUUGGGUUGGGCUUUGACUCAGAAAAAAAUGGACUUGUGUCACGCAUGGAGUUAAAAAGGAAAGUGGAGCACCUCCUUAGUGAUGAGAACAUGAAAUCAAGGUCUCUGGAGUUGAAGGAGAAAGUCAUGAACACCAUAGCCGAAGGAGGUCAAUCUUUGGAGAACCUUAAUAGUUUUGUCAAGUGGGUUAAAGAAUUAGGAUCGACAUUUUAUGCAUAAUUUUUUAGUUAUGUUAGCUGAAAUAAAUAAGACCAAAGUGUUGAAGAAAUAAUAUAUGAAUAAGCUACAACUAGAUGUCAAUCCUAAAACUUAAGAUAGGCAUGAAACUGUAUCAAAAGUUAGUAAGUUUUUAAAGUGGUUGAAGUGUUUACAGGGUUUUCGUUGUUUGAAUCGUUCACUUGGUUUAAUUAAGGGCAAGACAGACAGUAUGGUGCUGUACUUUUUUUUUCCUUUUUUGAUAUGGCUUUGUAAUAAGACUCUUGUAAUAAAUUUCGAUCGAAAUUUAUUAUGCUUCUAAAAAAA
Glycine soja is the source of this 2212-nucleotide messenger RNA. RefSeq names its product UDP-glycosyltransferase 83A1-like. NCBI's taxonomy places the organism in Eukaryota, Viridiplantae, Streptophyta, Magnoliopsida, Fabales, Fabaceae. Gene Ontology annotation, molecular function: UDP-glycosyltransferase activity. The transcript is spliced from 5 exons. The coding region runs from base 578 to 1909 and encodes 443 amino acids. The record is from RefSeq and is a predicted model, not a curated record.